Syzygium oleosum is the source of this 1906-nucleotide messenger RNA. Its product is annotated as NAC domain-containing protein 87-like. The record is from RefSeq and is a predicted model, not a curated record. Gene Ontology annotation, molecular function: DNA binding. The transcript has 7 exons. NCBI's taxonomy places the organism in Eukaryota, Viridiplantae, Streptophyta, Magnoliopsida, Myrtales, Myrtaceae. The coding region runs from base 121 to 1737 and encodes 538 amino acids. Gene Ontology annotation, biological process: regulation of DNA-templated transcription.
AGACUUCAAUAAAGACCCUCCCAAAUGGUAGUGUGUUGAUGCUCACUUCUCUGCUUCCACAAUCUGAAGUGAGUUCAUUAGUUUUGCUUGCGUGUUGGGUGAAGAACAGAAAGAGAGGAGAUGGGAGCUGUGGUCAUCCCGAACAAUUUGCCGGUCGGAUACAGAUUCCAUCCAACUGACGAGGAAUGCGUCGAUUAUUACUUGAAGAACCGAGUCCGAGGAUUCGUAGACCGUCCCUGCAUAAUUCCCGAUGUCGACAUCUGUGGGUGGGAUCCUUGGCAAUUACCACAGAAGUUUCAUGGCGAAUCAAUCAUUCACCUGGAUGACAAAGUUCAAGAAUGGUGGUUCUUCUGUCUGCAAACGCCCCAACAGGUUAAAAGAUCGACUCCGUCCGGCUAUUGGAAGAAGACUGGUAAAGAUCGGAAUGUCAAGGCCAGAGAUACCAACAGAGUAAUUGGCACUAAGAAAACAAUAGUCUUCCACAUAGGUCGGGGCUCUGAGGGCGUCAGGACCAACUGGGUCAUCCAGGAAUAUCAUCUACUCAUCAAAGAUUUGAAUCGGAAUUGUGUUCUGUGUCGCUUAAAGCUUAAACGAGAUAAGAAGGCCGAUAAUUCAACCAUAGAAUUAGAAGAAGGAGCCAAUAACCCGGUGGAUUUGGAUUCGGAUCUUCAUCAACCUGACCAUGAGGGCUCAUUUCCUAUGAUUUGGAUCGAAGAAAUGUUAAAUUCAAGGACACUGUCCUCAUUUCAGCCGGAAAACCGAGUUCAAGUUGCCUUGCCUAACCUCCUGCAGCUGCCUCAGCCUGCGCUGCGAUCACAAAAUAAUAUCUCCCCCUUCAACAUACAUCAAUUUAUGAAUAUUGAGAGUCCGUCUUUUAUGGACGUCUCAUUGGACAACGAUCUUACUGAGGAAUCUAUUCAGUGGGAAUCUUUGUUCCGAACCAGUGAAGAUGAUGCAGAUGUUGGUGACGUUCAAAUUUCAGAUUAUUUUGAUGCCGACUUCUUUGAGGGAGACCAAAUGCAAACACAGCUACAGUGUGGCCAAUCAUCUAACUCGCAGAAGGAGCAUCCUGCUCUAAUGAAGAAUCGGCGAACACGAACAAUUGACUCAUUCCACGGUUUUGUUCCUCUUGAGGAAAAGAAAGGCAUGGUGGAGAAUAAGUUCAACGGCUCGCGUGUUGCCUCCGAGAAACCUAUGCCGUGCCCUGUACUUAUCGCGCCUUGCAGGUCUAUGGCGCCUCCCAUACACGCUGCAAGUGUAAAAUAUUAUAGCAAAGAUGAAGAGCAGAGGUUUGAAAAGGUUAAGCAGGAAACUGCAGCCAAAAAUAACAAACCAGAAUGCACGUCUUUGGAUGAAACAGCAGCCAGAGCAAAGUAUCCAAAAAUGCCCGAGUCUCCAAGAAUUUAUAGCAAUGAAGAAACGAGGUUCGAAAAGGUAAAGAAGCAGGAAAUUGCAUCUCGAAAUGUUAAACCCGAAUGUGUAUCUUUGGAUGAUUCUGCAGCAAAAGCAAAGGUACUAGAAUACAAAGUGCAUGGUUCAGGCAGUAAAUCACCUAAGAAGACAAACGGCAAGGAGAUUGAACAUGCCAGAGAGAAAUCAAAUUCAGUGACUGCAUUGACCAGACCAACCACCAACAGCACAAAAAGUUCCACAGAUUUUCCACUGCAUAAUCUUGUGAACGUGAUCGUCGGAAUUUUCCUGUUGUUCACCAUAACUUGCCAAGCAUUUAAUUUCUGAUUUUCACUGCUAUUUAGUCCUGUGUGUGAUGCAGCAUCAUUGACAAGUACAAUUGUAAAAGAAGGGUUUUUUAUGUCGUGUCACAAUUUACGUGUAUGUAGCUUGUCUUCCUUUUGAUGCUAAUGCUUUGUACUUCUAUUUGCUUUAACGGAAAUAGAAGAUCCAACUA